UUGCAAUUCGAUACGAUCGUUCGUUCGGUUGGGCUGUCGUCAAUCCCCCCCACUCGUCGUCGCUUGUUUCGGUGCUCCAGAAGGAUUUCUUGAUAGACUUGAGGAAAAAGCUAGCAGCGUGCGGGAUUCUUAGAUCGUUCUUGAGACUCGUCGCGAUCGGACGUGCGGAUUUUGGAACUCCAGAUCGGAAGUGCGGUGAAUGGUAGUGCAAAUAUUGAAAUAAGGACAGCUCUGUUUGAAAGUUGAACCGACGACGACUGCGCAGUUGGAGGUCGUCGGGUUUUACGAUUUUGGCACGUUCCUUGAGCUGUCUGGAGUGACACCUGAAGCACGAUGGCGGUCGAUCAUACGUUGGAGGAGCUGAUGGGAAUGUUGGGUGACUUCGGUCGUUACCAGGCAUUCCAGUUCGUGCUACAUCUGCUGGCCGCCGUGACGGCUGGCCUCCACAUGUUGUCCCUGGUCACGGUGGCCGCCGUUCCGGAGCACCGUUGCUUCAUCGAAGGGGUCGAUUCGUCGUCGUUCAACACUACCAGUUCGAUGCUGGACUUCAACACCCUUGGCCAGUACAUUCCUCUGAACAAGGAUGGUGAGCUGGAAUCAUGUUGGAUGAUGGAGGGAUUGAACAGAACCACCUGCACAUCCUACGUGUACAACAACACCUACUACAAAUCUUCAAGGGCGAUCGAAUGGGAUUUGGUUUGCGAUCGCGAGUGGAUGGGAGCGCUGGCUCAGACGGUCUAUAUGCUGGGUGUGUUCACUGGGGCCGUUUGGCUCGGUGGUCUAGCCGACAAGGUCGGCCGGAAGAAGGUCUUCUGCUGGUCGGGUCUGCUGCAGUUGAUUCUGGGUGUCGCGGUGGCGUUUACUCCGGAAUACUACUCGUUCUUGGUGAUCCGAUAUCUGUACGGAAUCUUCGGUAGCGCUGGUAGCUACAUCACUGGAUUCGUACUAACGAUGGAACUGGUUGGACCGAGUAAGCGAACACCUUGUGGAAUCUCAUUCCAGGCGGCCUUUGCCGGUGGUAUAAUCUUGGUAGCUGCAUGGGGUGCCGUCAUCCACGAUCGUAUGCUGCUGCAGGUGAUCUACGGCCUACAUGGCCUCUUACUCAUCGCUCACUGGUGGGUCAUGGAUGAAUCUCCUCGUUGGUUGUGGAUGCAAAAUCGUAAGCGUGAAGCGAUCGACAUCAUUGCCAAGGCUGUCCGCAUGAACGGGCGUGGUUUGACCGUUGACAAGGAGUACUACCUCUCCAAGGACAAAUCAAGCUACGCGGUGGAGUCCACCCCGAAAACCACCGCCGGUCUUACCGAUCUCUUCAAAACUCCCAAUCUUCGCAAGAUGACCCUGAACGUGUGCCUCUGCUGGUUCGCCAACUCCAUCACAUACUACGGUCUAUCGCUGAGCUCCGGCAAUCUGGGAGGGAACCCGUUCCUCAUCCUCUUCCUGAUGGCUUUGGUUGAAAUGCCAAGCUACAUCUCGAUCAGCUUCCUACUGGACAAGCUGGGCCGUCGCUCCAUCACCAGUUCGCUUAUGCUGGCCGGAGGCAUUUGCUGUAUUGUUGCAGCUUAUCUCACCAAGGGAAGCAUCGAAUCCACCACGAUCGUCAUGUUCGGAAAGCUAUUUAUCGCCGGCUCGUUCGCCGUAAUCUACAACUACUCAGCUGAACUGUUCCCAACCGUGGUGCGCAACUCUGCCAUGGGUCUCGGAUCGAUGUGUGCUCGUCUCGCUGGAGCUUCCACCCCGAUGAUCAUCCUGUUCCAGUCGUUCGAUGCAAGGAUCCCAGCCGUCAUUUUCGGUGUCAUUUCCUUGAUCUCCGGAGCGUGGGUGCUAUUCCUCCCGGAAACCAACGGAAAACCCAUGCCUCAGAGCCUGCAGGAUGGGGAGAACUUUGGUCGGGGUGAUACGGCUUUCUCCAGCUGCAUGGGACGAAACAAGACGCACAUGGAGGAUAUGCCUCCGGCGCAACAGAUGGUACAGCUGCAGACAAUUGAGCGGUAGAUUGCGGUUCCUAGGUUAAGACUAAGGUCUACUGAAGUCGAGUAAAAAGUGUUCACGAUAGGGCAGAGCUAUCGAGCUGUGGAUCGAGCAACAGUUUAACUAUGUUUUAAUAUUUGAAUUAUGUCUUCCAAAUGUCAUACGUGGAAUAGCCAAUCGAUGUACGAUGUACGUACUGACCGAGCGAGUGGGGAACUACGUAUUGUGGAUGCGUAAGUUAAGCUCAAAAUCUGAACUUUAGAUAGAUAUCUUGUUGAAAAGAUUAGUGGAAAUAUAUUU
Molecule: messenger RNA, 2268 nt
Organism: Ochlerotatus camptorhynchus
Lineage: Eukaryota; Metazoa; Arthropoda; Insecta; Diptera; Culicidae
Product: organic cation transporter protein
Exons: 2
Coding region: 334-1992 (552 amino acids)
Biological process (GO): transmembrane transport
Cellular component (GO): membrane
Molecular function (GO): transmembrane transporter activity
Source: RefSeq, a predicted model, not a curated record